UGGAUAUUAUUGACACAAGCAGACAACACCAUACUGCGGCGGAUAUCCUCGUUAAAGUUGUGGUUUUGUAUGACUGCAUUACAGGAUCCGUUGGAACUCGAAGUGCCGACUGACUUUCAAAUCUUAAAAUGGAGGAGACAUAUGAUUUAUCAUCCAUUCUCAAUGAGACCUUUACUGACUGGAAUUCAACUUACUGGAUUUCAACUUACUGGUUUGGAGACAGUCAUAAGGAGCUGCACGCCCACCAUGUCAUUUAUGUGCUUUUAUACGCUCUAAUUAUUACGUUGGGUAUUCCAGGCAAUAUUGUAGUCAUUUUGCUUACAGGAUUUAAAAUGAAGCGCUCUGUCAGUUCAGUUUGGUUCCUAAAUCUGGCUUGUGCUGAUCUCCUUUGUUGCCUCAGCAUCCCUUUUCAGAUCUAUACAAUUAUUCAUGACCAGCAUUGGCCCUUUGGAUUAUACCUGUGCAAGGCAGUGUUUGGCUUCAUCUUCGUUAACAUGUUCUGCAGUGUUUUAUUGCUUGUUGUCAUCAGCUUGGACUGCUUCCUCCUAGUGGCCAAACCGGUAUGGUGUCAGAACCACCGGAACACCCUUCGUGCCUUCCUGCUCUGCUUGCUGGUGUGGGUGCUUUCCGUACUCCUUGCUCUUCCAUUAUUUAUUCACUUUAAAGAAUAUGAACAUCCUCAUAGUGACAUCAUCUCCUGUGUGUCUGACUUUGGUGAAAACAAAGUGACAUACUUAGUAAUAAUAAUCUAUCAGUCCCUAAUGGGUUACCUUUUCCCAUUUGGCACCAUCAUUAUUUUCCAUUUCUUCAUAUUCCUGAGAGUGAGUAAUAAAGUCCAAGUAUUCGGUAACAGGUCAAGCAAAACGGUGCUGGUGGGCUGUGCAGUGAUUGCCUCCUUUUUUAUUUGCUGGCUGCCGUAUCACAUAGUGAACUUUCUGAUAGCCUUCAUCGAUUUCUCCUACCCUUGGCAAUCCAUCCUACCGAACAUUGAUUUGUUUGUGGUCACUCUGGCCUACUUCAACAGCUGUAUCAAGCCCUUUCUAUAUGUGUGCAUGGGCCAGGCCUUCAAGGAGCCCAGGUACAAGCCCCUGGAGAGUGUUAUGGAAAACUUCAUGACUGAUGAAGUGCCUUCUCAGUCUGUGGUAACCUUCACCACCAAUUCCUCCUCAAUAUGUGAUCAAUCAGCUCAUAUCUGAUGAAGAGGAAAAAAACAGAGUGACAGAGGCAUGAGCUGUCAUUUAUACAGAAGGAUGAAGUGCACCAUCAGCCAAUGCCUGUUUCUUUCAUGUAUAUAGUGCCUUAACAAUGUUUGUCACAACUGUGAAAGAGACAUUGAGUGCUGCCAUGAGACAGAUUGGGG
Molecule: messenger RNA, 1360 nt
Organism: Polypterus senegalus (gray bichir)
Lineage: Eukaryota; Metazoa; Chordata; Cladistia; Polypteriformes; Polypteridae
Product: C5a anaphylatoxin chemotactic receptor 1-like
Exons: 2
Coding region: 129-1196 (355 amino acids)
Biological process (GO): complement receptor mediated signaling pathway; positive regulation of cytosolic calcium ion concentration; inflammatory response
Cellular component (GO): plasma membrane
Molecular function (GO): complement receptor activity; G protein-coupled receptor activity
Source: RefSeq, a predicted model, not a curated record